This is a messenger RNA of Aspergillus melleus, 1323 nucleotides long. RefSeq names its product arginyltransferase (gene ATE1). The record is from RefSeq and is a predicted model, not a curated record. Gene Ontology annotation, cellular component: cytoplasm. The transcript has 11 exons. Lineage: Eukaryota; Fungi; Ascomycota; Eurotiomycetes; Eurotiales; Aspergillaceae. Gene Ontology annotation, biological process: protein arginylation. Bases 1 to 1323 code for a protein of 440 amino acids. Gene Ontology annotation, molecular function: arginyl-tRNA--protein transferase activity.
AUGGGGACCAUCGUCGACGCCGAAGAGGCAAGGAAUCUGUCGUUUUUCCGACCCCUAGGUUACCAACGUAACUCCUGUGGUUACUGUAAAUCCGAUGAUGGCAGUGCUUCCUAUUACACUAGCUCGGUCGCCGUUCGUCCGGUUCAUUAUGAAGAACUUGUCAACCGCGGCUGGAGAAGGUCGGGAACGCUCUACUACAAGCAGAACCUGCAGAGGUCAUGCUGUCCGCACUAUACGAUGAGGUUGGAAGCUUCGGCUUUCAAACCUAGGAAGGACCAGCGGAAGGCAAUCAAUCGCUGGAACAAGUUCAUCUUGGGUCCUGAGUAUAUCCGUAGGGCGGCGUAUCUGUGUCCUAAGAGCCGAGCAGAAAAGAAACACCGGAAGCAAAACUUCGAUGUUUUGGAUGUCGUGCAUGAGGCUGAAUACAGCAACGUGAAACGACCUCUGGAUCCCAAAACCAAGAAACUUCUAGAGCCGGCUCAUCGGUUCGAAGUUAACAUCGAGGGCGACUCCAUAUCGCAGGCCAAAUUUGACCUCUUUCUCAAAUACCAAACCACAGUCCACAAGGAAGAUGUAUCCAAAUGGCAAACCAAGGACUUCAAGCGCUUCCUUUGCUCAGGCAUCAAGCGAUCCCCAGCCAACCCGCAGUCCUCGGAGAAGAAGCUAGGAUCGUAUCAUCAAUGCUACCGAUUGGACGGCAAGCUGAUCGCCGUGGCUGUCUUGGACCUGAUGCCGAAUGGCAUUAGCUCUGUCUACAUUUUCUACGACCCGGCGUACGAGCAAUGGGAAUUCGGAAAACUCAGCGCGCUCAGAGAAAUCGCCCUGGCCAGUGAAGGUGAUUAUAAGUAUUACUACAUGGGUUACUACAUCCACUCCUGUCAAAAGAUGCGCUACAAGGGCUCCUUCAAACCCCAAUACAUUCUCGACCCAGAAAGCCAAACCUGGGACCCCCUCGACGGCGAACUUUCCCAAAAGCUCGACAAACGCCCAUACGUCUCCCUCUCGCAUGACCGACAACUUUCCGAAGCCGCCGCACAAGACACGCCGCAAGCCACCGACGCCGACGCCGAAAUCAACGACGAAGAUGUCUCCCUCUUCGACCUGCACAUGCCCGGCGUCUUGACCCUGGAACAAGUCAAGGCCCUGGAUCUCGAUCACUGGCUCCUUCUGGUCCAUGGGACGUUUGUGCAUAUGAUUGACCUCGUCGGAUGGGAAGAUAUGCCAAUGGACAAUCCGCAGUCCGUGAAGGGGAUAAUUGCGGAGUUGGCGGCCGUGUUGGGACCGGAGGUUCGGAAGGAGAGUGCGGUGGUUUUGUUUGAUUAG